UGAAAGGGCAGAAUUCACAGGCGCAGGGGACCAGAGUCGAAGUUCACGUCGUUUUCAUCCCGUGCGAUCUUGAAGACGAGGAGCUCUAACGGAAUUUCCCAACGGAGACUGAAGAAAUAACGCUAAGAAGUGGUUUUGAUUUUUUGAGAGGAGAAGAUUUAGGGGCUGAAGUCUGGAGUUAGGUUUUUGAUUUUGAUCGGACCGAGCAAAUAAGAGAUCAGAUCGGACCUCCGGUGAAGAGAGUCUUCAAUCAUCGGGUUGAUUGAUAAUGUCGUUCUCAUUCUUCAAGCCCUCGAAGCCUAAAACUCCACAAGACCUUGCAAAAGCAAUCAAAGAAAGCCUCACGGCCCUCGAUUCCAAAACUGUCGCAGAAGUUAAAGCCCUAGAAAAGGCUUUGGAAGAAGUUGAAAAGAACUUUGUCACAAUGAGAAUUAUGCUUUCUGGAGAUGGGGAGAUUGAACCAAACAUGGAUCAGGUUUCUCAGCUUGCACUAGAAAUAUGUAAAGAAGAUGUUCUUACACUCUUUGUUCAGGAACUACCUACGCUAGGAUGGGAGGCUAGAAAAGAUUUAGUUCAUUGUUGGUCCAUACUGUUGAAGCAAAAGGUUGACUCAACUUGUUGCUGUGUGGAAUACUUGGAAAACCAUAUAGAUUUGUUAGACUUUCUUGUUGCCUGCUAUGAUAACAAGGAAAUCGCGAUAAAUAGUGGAAAUAUGUUGAGAGAAUGCAUCAAAGUGGCGUCUUUGGCCAAAUAUAUAUUGGAGUCUCCAAGUUUUAUGCUGUUCUUCAAAUAUGUGGAACUGCCUAAUUUUGAUGUUGCAAGUGAUGCUUUUUCUACUUUUAAGGAUUUGCUGACAAAACAUGAAACUGCCGUGUCUCAGUUCCUGUCUGUUCAUUAUGAGGAGUUCUUUGAAAGCUAUGAAAUACUCCUUGCCUCAUCCAAUUAUGUCACAAGAAGACAGUCUUUGAAGCUUCUCUCGGAGUUUCUCUUAGAGGCUCCAAACUCUCAGAUAAUGAAGCGGUACAUUGUAGAAGUUCGGUACCUUAAAGUUAUGAUGACUUUACUAAAGGAUUCAAGCAAGAACAUCCAGAUUUCUGCUUUCCAUAUUUUUAAGGUUUUUGUUGCCAACCCACACAAGCCUAGAGAUAUAAAAAUUAUUCUGGCAAAGAACCAUGAAAAGUUAGUGGCCCUGCUUCAAAAUCUGUCUGGUGGAAAAGGUAAUGACGAUGACCAAUUUGAAGAGGAAAAGGAGAUGAUUAUUAAAGAAAUCGAAAGAUUAUCUCGAAUUCCAAACCUUGAAUCUUAAGCACUGCACCUGUUUUUCCCCAUCGAUGAAAUAAUUACCUGAUUGUGCAAAGUUGUUAUUGUUGUGUGGUCUUGUUGACCUAUAAUAUCUGUAUUUCCUUGGGAGAAAAGGGAAAAGAAAAUAAUAAUGAUAUUUAGGGUUCUUGAAAGAAUUUCGCUAGAAAAAACCAUUUGCUUCUUGCGACCUUUUGUCGAAGAAGGAAAGAAGUCAUGUGACUAUUUAUUUAGCUGUCCCCAAUACAUCAUAGCAUUGGAGAAUGUCUUAUUUUUCUUUUUACCAAUCUGAUUUUAGUUGCUACAUCUUGUUUAGCAAAUUGGAUUUUGCAUUUAUAAUUUUUAUAAUCUGAAUAAUAUUUACGGUUGUUGGUGA
Molecule: messenger RNA, 1675 nt
Organism: Impatiens glandulifera
Lineage: Eukaryota; Viridiplantae; Streptophyta; Magnoliopsida; Ericales; Balsaminaceae
Product: calcium-binding protein 39
Exons: 12
Coding region: 269-1306 (345 amino acids)
Biological process (GO): intracellular signal transduction
Molecular function (GO): protein serine/threonine kinase activator activity
Source: RefSeq, a predicted model, not a curated record